AUGGAACGGAGAGGUAGCAGCGAUCGUGAGGCCAGCAGUGAAGCUCAAGUAGAGCAUGAAAUCAGUGAAUGCAUCGCCGCGGAGGAUUGGAAGAAAGUGAUCGACCUAGGUCAGACAUUGGCGUUCGGGGAACGCGUGAAUUAUCUAUGGUUAUGGCCACUGCAGAGUGAUUUCGAACGGAUAGGAGAGUGUCUACAGCGAUACGGUAUCGGUCGAGUGCUUAGCAUUGGCUGUGGAACGGGUCUUCUGGAGUGGCUGAUUACGGCGGCGACCGGAAUCGUUGUGGCCGGCAUCGAAAAGGAUGAAAACUGGUGGCGCUCCAAAUAUGCGAAGAGGACGUACAUCCCUAUGGUAUUUGCUGACGCGUUGACAAACGUGACCGAGAACCAAGGUCAGCCGACCUGGCAGGCGAUGAUGUUUUGCUAUUUCAACAACGGUGUCGCUUUUCGUGAGUACGUGAAAAAUUUUAAAGGUCAUUAUGUGAUAAUUGCAGGGCCGAUCGAGGGAAACGGUGUUCAUACUGAUCCACUGCCAUUCUCAGCCAAAUUUCCCGCCGACCAGGAGUGGGAACGCGUGCAAGCCUUCUCCGUGGGAAGUGAAAAUCUCAAUCAUUUUGUGAUUUAUCAAAGACGGUGAAAUAAACCAAGAACUGCUCGUAAUACUAGAGGGCA
Messenger RNA from Ochlerotatus camptorhynchus, 671 nucleotides. RefSeq lists its product as uncharacterized. The record is from RefSeq and is a predicted model, not a curated record. The coding region runs from base 1 to 636 and encodes 211 amino acids. NCBI's taxonomy places the organism in Eukaryota, Metazoa, Arthropoda, Insecta, Diptera, Culicidae. The transcript has a single exon.